Molecule: messenger RNA, 1856 nt
Organism: Gaeumannomyces tritici R3-111a-1
Lineage: Eukaryota; Fungi; Ascomycota; Sordariomycetes; Magnaporthales; Magnaporthaceae
Exons: 2
Coding region: 527-1591 (354 amino acids)
Biological process (GO): peptidyl-proline hydroxylation to 4-hydroxy-L-proline
Cellular component (GO): endoplasmic reticulum
Molecular function (GO): L-ascorbic acid binding; procollagen-proline 4-dioxygenase activity; iron ion binding
Source: RefSeq, a predicted model, not a curated record
GGUUAUGCAACUCUUACGUAGCAACGUCCCGAAAUGGAGGGACGGGGAACACAGGAACCGCCCCAAAUCCAGUCCUCCCCUUGGACCCUUGCAGCCCAGCCCAAGGCAGGCUCUCACGCCCACUCGCUGUUGGUUGCCUGGGGGCUGACUGCACUGCACGACCUUGGCCAACAUUGAACUGCCACCAAACCAUUGCUGCUUGCUGCGCCUAGAACGAGCGGCCCCGCCACCAAAUGCGAGUGCUUGCCGAUCAAGUCGAGACCGGGCCUGCAUCGUUCGAUUCUCCUGACGUGUCCUUGGCGUGGCUUUUUUGGGCUCUGCUUUCUUCCAGCAUGGGGCCCUACAGGGUGUGAUUGAAUAAAAUCUCACCUGCCGACAGUUUGGCGCUUUUGCAGUGCAGCCUGGAGGGAUUCUUGUAAACCCGCGUCUUCUGCCCAACCCCUACCGCCAUUUUUUUUUCACAUCGUGCACCUCUCUCACUCUCACGUAAAUCCCAAAUACGGCCAGACAAGUCGGUCCGUCCGUCAUGUGGGCUAACAAGGCCUCCAACUUCUUCGCUUCCCGCCGCGGCCGCGGCGCCGAGGACGACGACGACGAUGAUGAUGUCGAUUCCUACGGCAAGGACCCCAUACAACCCAUCUAUAUAUCCAACGACGUUGCCAUCCCCGACGACUUCCUGAGCGUCUCGUCCCCGCCGCCCGACGCCCUCCCCAUCACCAUGAAGCCCAUCGACUUCGCCCAGACGCCGCUGCCCGAGUACAAGGGGUGCUACGCCGUCGUGCUGGACAACGUCCUGAGCCCCAGCGAGUGCCGGCAGCUCCUGCGCAUGGCCGAGGACAGCGUGCCCGAGGCGAUGCGCUUCGCGCCCAAGUCGGAAGGCAAGCCGCGCCAGAGCCGUCAGGCCGCCGCCCCGGAUGAAGGGGACGACGACGGCGACGGCGACGACGGCGACGACGACGGCGGCGGCGGCAGCGAAACAAAGAACCCCUGGCGCCCGGCCCUGGUUCACGUGGGCGGCGGCUGGGAGGUGCGGGACAAGGGCUACCGCAACAGCGACCGCAUCAUCUGGGACCAGGAGGAGAUCGUGAACCGCCUCUGGGCCCGCCUGGCCCAGGCCCGGGGCCUCAAGAUCGUCCUCGCCAAUGUCACCCCCAACAGCCGCGUCCUCCCCGCCUCCAAGGCCGCGACCCGGGACCUCGGCGUCAGGUGGGACUUUCUGAGGGUCAACCGGCGCAUGCGCUUCCUCAAGUACGAGCCGGGCGGCUUUUUUAGACCCCACUGUGACGGGGCUUACGCGUCGCAGGAGGACGGCAAGAUACUGCGGACCUGGUACACGAUCCAUCUCUACCUCAACGACUCCAAGGCCGAGGCCGGCGACGCCGCCGAGCUCGAGGGCGGCGCAACCUGCUUCCUGUCGUCCGACGGCGAGAGGAAGAUCGACAUCAACCCAAAAGCCGGCCGUGUUCUCAUCUUCCAGCACGAGCGGUUGCGACAUUCGGGGGACGAUGUGGAGGCUGGGGUCAAGUACACCAUGAGGACCGACAUCGAGUACCAGAUGCGCGGCUUGGAGGCUAAGCCCCCUGUAGUUUGAUCGUAGGUUUGGCUUUGUUAGGAUUGUUCUGCACUUUUUUGAGUCAGGUUGGUUCUCGUGGGUUAAAACCAGUUUCUCCUGGUUGGCUUCCUCUACUUGCCCUUAAUCUCACGCUCGGGCGUCUCAUACUAUCUACUUCAAAGCUUAGCUGCGACCUCUAUGAGAAUAUUCCCUCUCGAUCGACGCACAUCCUGAUGAAUUCCAGCUGCCUUUUGUGGAACUCGCGCGUCUGUGGCAAGUCCGGGAGCACGUCGGGGAAGCCAUG